GCCUUGUCUAUGUUUAUAUGUAAAUGUUCUGCUGAAGGACGUUCAGUUGACUCAAAAUUCACGAGCGCGGCUGUGGUCGUUUAAAAAUAGAUAUUAGUGUUGUGGUACACGAUAAUAUUAUUGAAACGAUAACCAUGUGUCACUGUUCCAUUUCAAUUCAUUUGUGAAUAAAGUAUACCGAAUAUGGAAGCGUAUAAAGGAGUUAAGAUGAAAAUAUCUCCAAAGUACUACUUGGUACAAUUAAAGCAGCCUGUUCCUGGUAUUGACAAAUUUAUUUGCGUGCCAUGGUCGUGGAUAAAACAACGUUGGCAUAGCAAAUAUGAUGUAUCAGUGUACUACCCUAUAGAAGACCCAGUGGUUCGAGAAAAGCGCAUAAAACGGAGACAAAAACCUCCGAAAAAAUGCACUACAUAUCGUACCGUUAUUAGACACACGACAGACGACUACGACGAAGCGCAGUUUAUUCUCAAAAAUGUCUUCCAAACGCUAGAUAAAGAUGUAGACUCUGCGGAAACCAAGAAACGUGAUGAAAAGCACAAUACCAAAGGAAAUGAAACGUCAGUAGAUAAAGCAGAGAUGUCCGAACGUGACGGCAAAGUAAUGUUAAAACUUAAGCGAAUUUACGAUGAAUCUCAAGGAAAGACUUCGAAAUCUCAGUCAAAGAAAUCUACCUCUGAAAACAAUCAACCCAGAUUUCACGUGAUACAACUUUUAAAAAGUAAAUAUUUAAAAACCGAUGAGUACGUAUGCGUGCCCCAAUCGUGGGUGAGACAGCGUAAUGAAACAAAUCUGGCACUUAUAAAAUAUCCUAUUGAAGUUCCUUCAGAGACAGAAUCACGUGUUCAAAGAGAAGAACUAUUUUCAGCGUCCUGGAAAUUGUUCGGGGGUGUUGUGAAAUAUUCUACAGAUUCAUAUAAGGAUGCUGUACUUAUCAAAAACACUUACAAUACUAUGAAUGAAUAUCCUGCGAGUACAAUUAAUAGUGGGAAUUCUAUCGACGAUCCCGUGGAAGCUCUAUCAGUAGAUAAUAAUAAAAUCGAAAGAGAAAUUGAGAUAAACAUUGAAAGAGCAACACAACCAACUCAGAUCACGGUAACAUUCAAAGAACAGACGUGUCAGAAAAAUGACAAAAUCAAUGAAAAUCGACAGCCAACUCAUGGAGUUUCUCAUGAAGAAGUUAAUAAUGGAAGACCUGAUUCGGCAACAUAUGAUCCUACGAGUGUGGGCAAGUGGAAAUAUUACGUGAUACAAUUUUUGCGUUUACCUAAUGCUGAUAUUAGACCAUAUGUGUGCAUACCAUUCAAAUGGCUUAUCUAUGAACAUUCGAGACAACGUCAGCAUUGGUCGAGAGAUAGAACAGUAACAGUCGCGUAUCCUAUUGAAGACCCAGCAACUACAGAACAACGUGUCAAAAAUGAUGAAGAUUUUUCAGAGAAAUGGGAUUUUUACAAAGCUAUUAAGAAAUACAGUACAGAUGAUUAUGAACAAGCGCAACAUUAUAUCAAAUUCAUGAUUGAUUACGAACAUAAAUGUGUCAAUUUAAAUAAUCCAGAAACAGCCAGAGCGAAUGCAACAGUCGUAAGCACGAACGAUCCGAAUACUGUUGAAGACACAGUUAUCGAAAUACUUUCGGAGAGCGAUGAAGACACGACAUGUGAAAUGCAACACCUUACACUAUCAGAAACGAAUAAAGAUUUACAUGAAAACGUGGUACAAUGUACUCAGACGGCAGAAUCUACACGAUUCGAGGAACACCUUAGUGUCAAACAAAAUGAAAUGCCAACUCCUGAUGAUUUAAAUACACGAGAAGUAGCUGAUCAUAAAUCUAAUGAAGGAAUUCCUGAGCAGAUUCAACCCAAUGCCCCGCAAUAUUAUGUGAUACAAUUUGCGGAAUCGCCUUAUAAUGACAUUGAUGACUUUAUAUGCAUACCUGCGUCGUGGAUAAAGAAACGUAGACCGACAGACAGAAGAGUAAUGGUGUCAUUUCCUAUUGAAGACCCCGAGGAUACGGAGAAUCGUGUCCUGAACAACGAGAACGUUUCUGACAUAUGGAUCUCUUACAUGUCUAUUGUAAAAUAUGCUGCAGAUUCCUAUGAAGAUGCACAAUGGUAUAUUUUGGAAAACACGCCCCCACAUUUCGACAAAAAGGGCUCUGAUAGAAAAGCAAUAGUGAAAAGAAUGAUCAAAUACAGAAAAAUGCAUCCGGAUUGUGACUCGUCUUAUGAAUAUAACAGCGACUACUUCGAGAGUCAGGACGACGCUAACGCAUCCGAAGACUCGAGGGAAUAUUUACAAGAUGAACAACUAUUAGAAACACAAGAAGUUGCCUCGUGAAAAUCGUCGAAAAUGCAUUGUUUUUAAGAAUAUUAUGUCGAAAAAACGUCGCAUACCUUCCUCACGAAAAGUUAUGUGUCUUACACGUACGAUGUUUUCACCCUAAGGCGUCGAUAUAAAAUUAAGAUGAAAUCAAAUAUUAAUGUAAAACUAUGUGACAUCAGUUUUGAUGUGGCAAAGUGAAACAUAUUUAACAAUACUAUGUAUGUAUCUUGUCUUAAAGGAUCGAGUCCCAUAGAU
Molecule: messenger RNA, 2574 nt
Organism: Helicoverpa armigera (cotton bollworm)
Lineage: Eukaryota; Metazoa; Arthropoda; Insecta; Lepidoptera; Noctuidae
Exons: 12
Coding region: 184-2334 (716 amino acids)
Source: RefSeq, a predicted model, not a curated record